CAAAUACUCCACAAUGAAUCUUACAGCAGUGAACCGAAGUGAUGUCUGUCAGGAAUAUUCAUGUCCAGAGAGAUCAGUUUCUUUAUCUGUGUAUGUGAUUCUGUAUGUGGCCGCAGCAGCUGUGUCUCUGCUGACCGUGUUUGGAAACCUGCUGGUCAUCAUCUCUGUGAGUCACUUCAAGCAGCUCCACACACCUGCUAACAUCCUCAUCCUCUCUCUGGCUGUGUCUGAUCUACUGGUUGGAGUUUUUGUGAUGCCACUGCAUUUGUCUUGGGUUAUUGAGUCAUGCUGGAUCUCUGGACCAGUGAUGUGUUCUGCUUUAAAAGUUGUGAAUUUUCAAGCAACGAGUGUGUCUGUUCACACUGUGGCUCUGAUAGCAGUUGAUCGGUUUUUGGCUUUAAGUUCUCCUUUUUUUUACUCAGAGAAAAUCUCACCCACUGUGAUCUGCAUAGCAACUUUAUUUAACUGGUUGUUUUCACUCUUUUAUAACUUCACUCUUCUUUUUGUUAAUGGAAAUUUCACUGAUGUCACAUGUCCAGGAAUAUGUAUUGCUAUUAUAGAUGGAAUUUCAUCAUUCAUUGAUCUCAUUGUUGUGUUUCUUAUGCCAUGUUUACUUAUUAUAAUUUUAUACACUCAUGUUUUUGUCAUUGCUAAGAGACAUGCAACUGCUAUAAGAGCCCUUAAGGUUCAUAACAGCACAGAAACCUCCAAAAACAGAGUCAGUGACAAAUCAGAGAGAAAAGCUGCAAUACUGCUGGGGAUUCUAGUCAUAAUUUUUCUCCUGUGUUUACUGCCGUAUUAUAUUUGUUCUUUAGUGAUUCCAUACAGUGGUGAUGAUUUGUUUUAUGUCAGAGAUGUUACUGUCAUGCUUUUCUUUCUGAACUCCACCAUUAAUCCCAUAAUUUAUGCUUUAUUCUAUCCCUGGUUUCAGAAAAGUUUAAAAUUAAUUUUCACAUUUAAAGUGUUUAAUAAAGACUCAUCACUGAUGAAUGUGCUGUAAGUCACUAAUCAUAAGAGACAAUGAUUCCUAAUUUAUUCCUGAUUUUCCUAUAGCAAAUGAUUUUGUCUCAUACUAAACUUGACUGUGAAGAUGCAGAUAUUGUUGUUAAUCAUGCCAGUAUACUGUCUAACAUCGAUGAGGGGAAUUUUAUUUUCCUUUGUUAUUUGCAUAUCUAUUAUAUUUUGUGUUUUGUUUGUAAUGAGCAAUUAAGAACAAAUUUUUAAAACAAAAUUGUACAGUUCUCAUAAUGCCAUGAUAGCUAGACAUUGACAUUAGUAUCAUUAUGUAGACUUACAUGUUAAAUGUAAUGUAAUAAAUACUUAAUGUAUAAUACUUAGCUUAAUAAUAUUUAUUUUUAUUAAUGCAGAAAUGCAUUCAUAACAGACUGACAGUACUCUCAAUUUUAAUUCACACUCAAUCGUAAUAAAAAUAAAUAAAUAAAGACAGAGAAGAGGUAGGUAAAUAGAUAUUUUUCAGAUUAUGAAACCAAAAUCUUCCAAUAAAGAGUAUAAAUAUCUUGCUUUGGGACUUUUCAUUUACUCUUAAUGUCUCCAAAUACAUCCUCUUUAAACACUGCUAAAUGUGGGGGAGUUUUCAAAAAUGUACAUUUAUGAAUGAAAUAUUUUGACAGAAGCAACAAAUUAUUUAAUACAAUAUCUUUUUAUCCUUAAUUAACGAGCCAAAUUUUAAGGAUCAGUUUUAUAGGUCAUCUUUGGUAAAUCCAACAGAAUGCAUCAUUCCAGAAUGUUUGUACCAAAUUAGACAGAAAAAUCUUUUUUGCAGGAUAAAUGUGAUUCAGAAUUUUAAAAUGCACCUCUUUACAUUUAGGGGUGACAGAAUGUAAGAAAAUUGGUUCUAAUUUCAAACACAUUUUUCAUAUCAAAUUGAAAAAAUAUAUAAGAUCCCUCCCUGGUCCUGUAAAACAAAGUUCCAAUAAACAAUUACCAUAUGCUUUAGGGGCAACUUACAUUGUAUUUACCACAAAAUAUUCUCAUAACUUAAGAUACUCCCUAAGUUGUCCAUAAUAUGACCAUAUGCCUUUUUUCCACCAAAUCAUCAAUAAACAAAGAUUUUCUAUUCACCAAAAUACACCUUUUAUUCCAGAUGGACAUGUUAUGUGGGCUAAUAUUUAUAAUGUUGGAAAUAUUUAGUUGGAGCAUUUAAUGGCGCAGAGUUUGACACAUCCGGUUCCACACGUCAAUAGCCAAAACUUCACCGGAAGCUCCAACCUAGCAGAGGGCGCCAUCUCUUUCGUACUGCCCACAAACAUCAGUGAUCUAAAACCAGUGGGAUGUUUCAAGUCUGUGUUAUUAAAGUAUUAACCAAUAGUGGGCGCUCUGUGGCUCAAAAAGUUGAGUCCUACAGUGAAUAGCAUUCAAAUCUCAUGUUUUUGUGGGUGUUUGCAUACUAAAAAUGAUCAUCCUGACUUCAAGAAUUGGUAUCUGGAAUAAAAGGUAAAACCCACUCCAGGCAUCACUAUAAUACAAUUCAAUAAACUGAUGUGCUCUGUUAUCACAAACGACAUUUUCCAGUACUGAUGCUGCGCUGCUCAUCGCUAUAAAACUGCUGAGUUCCUGAUGUAAACAUUAUAUUUCACUUAUAUUUGCCGCGCUAAUAAGUACUUAUAAGUGAUUUACUCUCCGAUGUGGCAUCAUCUGUUUAUUUUGCGCUACUAGAGAAUUAUGGGAAAUGUAGUUUCGACGUACAAUUUUCCGCUCACUGACCAGGUAAACAUAUAACAAGUAUGCUUUGUUCUUAAUUAGCAUUACACAAAAUACGUAAUUAAUUAUCUCAUUGAUAUUUACUGAAUAGGAAAGUCUUAAAGAAAAGAAAUUAUAUUUUAAAACUGGAAAUAUUUACAUUAUCGUUCCAGAAGGACUUGAUCGAAUCACACCCCUUCGUUUAUAGCUACUUAUUUCUGUAAUUCUUUAAUUUAGUUUUGAAGCGUAUACUGUAUCGUUGUUCUCAUUAU
Molecule: messenger RNA, 2972 nt
Organism: Puntigrus tetrazona (Sumatra barb)
Lineage: Eukaryota; Metazoa; Chordata; Actinopteri; Cypriniformes; Cyprinidae
Product: trace amine-associated receptor 13c-like
Exons: 1
Coding region: 14-1000 (328 amino acids)
Biological process (GO): G protein-coupled receptor signaling pathway
Cellular component (GO): membrane
Molecular function (GO): trace-amine receptor activity
Source: RefSeq, a predicted model, not a curated record